UCCCGCGUUGCUGUGGAAACCACCCGCCGGCUCGCGCCCGCUCAAAAUGGCGAAAGACCUGGAUGCGCUCCUGGAUGAAGUCGAGAGCAAAUUCUGCAGCCCCGACCCCCUGAGGCUGGGCCUGGGCGAGCGGCCCCCCAGCGGCGACGGGAACGGAGCCGAGGCGGAGGAGGAUCCCAGGUCAGCAGAAACGUGUCAAAAAGAAGAUGACCUUGACAGUCUUAUUAAUGAGAUAUUUGAGGAGCCAAACUUUGAGAAAAAACCUUGUCAAAAAUUUAAAUCUAAAUCUUCAAGUAACACAUCUGUCAGAGCUUCCAUUCAAGGCCUCAGUAAGAGUUGCAGUCCGGUGUAUCUCAGUGGAAGCGCCAUUCCAUGUGGGAUUGGAACAAACACCUCGCCGAGAGCAUGUGACCAGCUGCGUUGUAUAGCCUGUGAUUUCCGGAUAGUGAGCUACACUGACUAUAUGUGGGACAAAUCAUGUGAUUACCUGUUCUUCAGGAACAACAUGCCGGAAUUCCACAAACUGAAAGCAAAGUUGGUCCAGAAGAAAGGAGCCCGGGCGUAUGCUUGCCAGUGUAGCUGGAGGACUAUUGAGGAGCUGACGGACCUGCAGACAGAGCAUCAGCUCCGCUGGGUUUGUGGUAAACACUGAGGGCGCAGGCCGUCCACCUUCCAACAACGGCAUUUCUGAGAGCACGUUCUGCUCACCGGAAAAUGUCCCGGGACACCGUGACAGUCCUCCUUUUGGCACAGGCAUCUUACUUAGUAGGUUAAAAUAUCCGAAUUUACUAGCCUAUCUCCUGCUAGAGAUUUAAAUUGUGGCAGUUUGUGUAAAUCUGCAGCCUUUCCGUCGCAGCUGCAGCAGUAGCUGCUCACGCUCUCUAGUGCAUUCUCGUGUCAUGUGACAGACACCCGCUGGCCAGGGCAGAGAGGUCACUGUCGCACCAUGAGUUCAACCUGAGAGAGGAGAGAUGGCCACUGAUGCACUAAGGGUUGUCGAGGGCGCAGUGCGUUGUGAGCCCCUCCACCGUAUGUGCCUCAUGGUGUCUCUCAGUUCAGUGUUAUGCACAAUAGUGACAGGAAUAGUAACGUCUCCAUUGUAGUAUAGUCCCCUCCUGUGCUCAUUGAAAUAUCAAGUUAGUUUUAUAUUAGUAAGUAUCUAUUUAUAUAUAAAAGAUUUUCGGUGUAUCUAAAAUGACUAAAGUCCUUCAAAUAAGUAGGACUGUUGUUGGGUUUUUCAGUUAAACUCCAUAAUUCCAUCAAAUAAACAGCAACCUUUUCAGGCAACCUGUGGACUUUUCUAGUACGAUCAGGUUGAUACAUUAUUGAAGCAUAGCUAACCAGUGUAGCCUGUUGGGCUCCUGCUUGGCCACACCGAGAGGGGAGGAACUGUAUCAUCACUGCAACAUGUUCAAGAAAUACAGUAUGUCUGUUUUGUUUCCCAGCCCCAAAGACAUUUCAGGGCCUUUCCAGUCUGCCAAAAUUCAACUGUGUGCCUGCUCCCCAUAUGUCUGUUAUCUGGUGUAGGUGUGUGACACAGGGCACUCUGAAGGAUGUAAACUGUAGCACAGAUCUGAGCUGCUUGGUUUUACGUUAGCUCUGUUCCAGCCACCUAGCACCCUCUAUGCUAAAAGGCUAUGCCCAGGCUGGGGUCUGGCUCAGUAAGAGUCGUUCCCAGCAGUACAAAACGAGAGAAAGAAAAGCAAGCUUUUCCUGACCAUGACACACUUAUGCACUUGUAAAUAAUUCUAGUUGCAACAAAAGAAGUCUCAAUGGCUGAUGCCCACAUUUUUGUAUCAAGAUAUAUUUACAAUUUUUAUCUUUAAAUCUUUUUAUUCCUCAAAAAUAUAUCUCUAAUUAUGUAAUAAACAUGGAAAUUUUGAUUGACAGCAUAUAUCCCCCCCAUGCACGUAUGCACUCAGACUCGUGAAGGUUGAGCACAGUGGUGCACACUUGUAAGCCCAGCACCUGAGAGACUGAGGCAAGAGGGUGUGAGUUCACGGCCAGCCUGGCCUACAGAGACACUGCUCCCCAAGACUGCACUGUGUCACUCACACGAGUUCACGGCCAGCCUGGCCUACAGAGUGAGACACUGCUCCCCAGGACUGCACUGUGUCUGUCACCUCACGAUCUUCAGUGUCUCGUAGAGACCUCACGGCGUCUGUCUUCGGGUUUGUGCCACAUUUAAAAGACCACAUUGGUCUGAAGGUGGGGAGGGGACCGAGACAGAAUAAAGGAAUACACAUGACAUGAAAGCAGAAA
Chionomys nivalis (European snow vole) is the source of this 2262-nucleotide messenger RNA. It is a transcript of the gene Cfap418, whose product is annotated as cilia and flagella associated protein 418. The coding region runs from base 47 to 652 and encodes 201 amino acids. The record is from RefSeq and is a predicted model, not a curated record. NCBI's taxonomy places the organism in Eukaryota, Metazoa, Chordata, Mammalia, Rodentia, Cricetidae. The transcript is spliced from 6 exons. Gene Ontology annotation, cellular component: cytosol.